AUGUCACGCAUACCAACUUCGAUCCUCAGCAAGUACUUGCUGAAAGGUCAAAUACCACGGCAAGGCUGUAUCGGUACACGCCAUAUAUCCAGACAUCUUGCAUUGAAUUCAACCGCUGCAUCUAUCGCCCACACAACCAGACAUUUGCACACCUCGCCUGAAGCUAUCACGCCACCUCCCGUACAGCCAACUCCUCUGCGUAAGCAGCUGAAGGAUGAGGCAAAGAAAGCAAAGAAGCAGGGCAAGAAGAAGACAAAGGGCGACUCUCAAACAGUAGAUGGCUGGGAGUUGACCGUUGGUAUCGAAAUCCACGCCCAGCUGAACACUGCCCACAAACUAUUUUCGCCGGCUAUUACGUCUUUCAACGACGAGCCAAACAGCCAUGUUGCACUUUUCGACGUUGCCAUGCCUGGCAGCCAGCCUCUGUUCCAAAAAGAGACUCUUAUUCCUGCCCUCCGUGCAGCCCUAUCCCUGAAUUGCGAAGUCCAGGAAGUCAGUCGAUUUGAUCGAAAACACUACUUCUGGUGGGAUCAACCUUCAGGAUAUCAAAUCACUCAGUACUAUGAACCUUUCGCUAAGAACGGUCACAUUACUCUUCUUGCUCGCGACGGAAUUUCUCCUCAAGAUGGGGAAAGUGUGACUAUCGGAAUUAAGCAGGUUCAGCUCGAACAGGAUACAGCAAAGACGCUGGCCCAGACUGACAAGGUCCAGUGGCUCGACUUCAACCGUGUAGGCGUGCCUCUGAUUGAAAUCAUCACAGAGCCUGAACUCCAUCAUCCCCGCACUGCUGCUGUUCUUGUGCGAAAGAUCCAGAUGCUGCUAAACACCGUCGAUGCUUGUGUAUCAGGCAUGGAGACGGGUGGUCUGCGAGCCGACGUCAAUGUUUCUGUUCGCAGAACUGAUGGAUCCAACCCAUCACUUGGUACGAGAACCGAAAUCAAGAAUCUGAGCACCAUCAAGGCAGUUGAAGACGCCAUCAUUUCCGAGCGUGACCGACAAAUUCGUGAAUUAGAAGCUGGACGGUCUAUCCCUAGUGAGACCCGCGGUUGGUCUAUUGGAUCUACGGAAACGCGGCGCCUUCGUGGAAAAGAGGGCGAGGUCGACUACCGGUAUAUGCCUGACCCUGACAUUGCGCCUCUGGUUAUUGGAAACGACCUGGUUGGCCACUUACGACAGUCAUUGGCUGUGACACCUGAUUCGGAACUGGACACCCUGAUCGCUCAAUUUGGACUCACGGCCAAGGAUGCACUGUCACUGAUUAACCUUGAAAAUGGCUCGCGUGUACAGUAUUACUACAAGGUGCUCUACUCAAUCCAAGAAAAACUCGCGGAAGACAUGGAUGAAGCCGAGAUGCCAGAGUUCAAGAGUUACUCUGCCGUGGUCGGUAAUUGGAUUAUUCACGAGUUGGGUCGGCUUACCACUUACAAGGCUGGACCGCUCGCAGCCCGAGACCUAGCAUUCACGCCGGAAGGCGAUUGUGAGCAGGUUCCUGAUUCUGAUCUCUCUCAGCUUCUUUAUCACCUGAUACGCAAGCAAAUCACGGGCAAAGUGGCCAAGGAGCUCUUGUUCGCCAUCUACCUCAAGGAGAUUGAGGGAGGAGUCACUCAGGCUAUUGAAGACAACGACCUGUGGUUCAAGGAGAUAUCAAUGGAGGAAUAUGAGCAACUAGCCGAUGAGGCUAUGGAAGGCGAGGAUAAAAUAUUGCAAGAGUUUGCCAACUCUGAACAAUUCCCUCAGGGCAAACUCAUGUUUCUUGUGGGCAAGAUGAUGCGUCUUGGACCCACCGAACGUAUCGUCCCUGCGAAUGCUGAGCGUGUCAUGAGAGCAAAGGUUGAGACUUUACGGAGGACGUGA
Messenger RNA from Fusarium pseudograminearum CS3096, 1854 nucleotides. RefSeq lists its product as uncharacterized. The coding region runs from base 1 to 1854 and encodes 617 amino acids. Gene Ontology annotation, biological process: mitochondrial translation; glutaminyl-tRNAGln biosynthesis via transamidation. The transcript has a single exon. The record is from RefSeq and is a predicted model, not a curated record. Gene Ontology annotation, molecular function: glutaminyl-tRNA synthase (glutamine-hydrolyzing) activity. NCBI's taxonomy places the organism in Eukaryota, Fungi, Ascomycota, Sordariomycetes, Hypocreales, Nectriaceae.